CUCUCUGUCAGCGACCGGAGCGGAGCGCUUCACAACUGAACCAAAGACCUCUCCAAAAAACCCCCCCCAAAAAAAAUGAACAACGAGUACGACCUGGUGACGGAGGAGAAGAGAGCGGACAGCCCGGAUAAAGAGGAACCCAAGUACGACAACCCGAUAGAGAUGAUCGAGCAAGUGUACAGCGAGAUCCAGGUGCACGCGUCCGAGGAUGGGGACCAGAACGGACGGGCGCGGGACAGGGCUUCCUCUUCUUCAUCUUCUUCGUCUGAUGAGGGGGAGAAGAAGGAGAAGGAGGAGGAGGAGGAGGAGAAGUCGGUGACGGUGGUGCUGGAAAUUACGCCCGAGACUCCUGUGCAAACUUUAGAGGAGGUGAACGCCAACUGUGAAGAACACAAAGAGGAACCUGAGGAGCACCAUGAGGAACACCACGAAGAGCAAAACCAGUCCAGCUCUAGAAGAUCUUCCACAUCUUCUUCGUCCUCGGCCUCCGCGGCGGACCCUACCCCCUGCGUCGAGCCCCCCCACGAGGAGACCAAAGCCGCGGAGGAGCCGGUGACGCUGCAGGCAGAAGAACUUAAAGCUGAAGACCCAGUAGACCACGGCGUCCAGACUCUGGAGAACAUCACGCUGGACGAGGACAGCGCGGCGCCGGACGACCCCACGCAGCCUGAUAUCUCACUGUUUGUCAAGGCGGGCAGUGAUGGAGAGAGCAUUGGAAACUGUCCGUUCUCUCAGCGUCUCUUCAUGAUCCUGUGGCUCAAAGGAGUCGUGUUCAACGUGACCACCGUCGACCUCAAGAGAAAACCAGCAGAUCUUCAUAACCUGGCUCCGGGCACACAUCCUCCUUUCCUCACCUUUAAUGGAGAAGUCAAAACCGACGUCAACAAGAUCGAGGAGUUUCUGGAGGAGACGCUGAGUCCUCCCAAGUAUCCCAAACUGGCAGCCAGACAGAGAGAGUCCAAUACUGCUGGAAAUGACAUCUUUGCCAAGUUCUCGGCCUACAUCAAGAACACCAAACCAGAGGCGAAUGCGGUUCUGGAGAAAGGCCUGACCAAAGCCCUACAGAAGCUGGACGAUUACCUGUGCAGCCCCCUGCCCGAGGAGAUCGACGCUGACAGCAUGGAGGAGGAGAAGAGCUCCAACCGACAGUUCCUGGACGGGAAUGAUCUGACUCUAGCAGACUGCAACCUGCUGCCCAAACUGCACAUAGUCAAGGUUGUGGCGAAGAAGUAUCGUAACUAUGACAUCCCGUCUGCGAUGAGCGGAGUUUGGCGUUACCUGAAAAACGCCUACACACGAGACGAGUUCACCAACACCUGCGCUGCCGAGUCUGAGAUCGAGACCGCCUACAAGGACGUGGCCCGGAGACUGGCCAAGUGAACACACCACGAAUCAUCUACGAUCCAUCUGACCAACGAAAACACGGAAAACAAGACACAAGUGAUGAACAAAAACACAAAACAUCUGCCACAAUAUUGAACUGUCUACUGAACAAAAGAAGUUAGUGAUGGAUCUACCGCGCUGUAAAAAGGAAUAUCUGAAGUUUGAAGGUGCACUGUGUAACUUUUUGGUUGGAGAUGUCAUUGCUCUUCCUGGAAUGUUCCACAAUGUGACAAUAAACAGCUCUACCUGACAUUUAUUGAAAUUACAGGUGGUUUUAUAGCUCAAAAAACUAAUAAAAACAGAGAUUCUGACUGCGAAAAGAGGCGUCUGUCCACAGAUCUGACCUGUAACUUGGUCUUGUUUGGUCUCCACGGCAAUAGAAAGGUUUAAUACAAUACUGCGGGACAUUCCAGACAAAGCAAUAACAUCUCCAUGGAGAAAAGCAUUUGACGCACCCUCCACCAGAAAAGUUUCACAAUACACCUUUAAAGAGGGCUUUCACUCUUCUGUGGGGUAUGAAUCGUUAACACAAGACAUAUUUAGAUCACCAUGUUACCUUUUAUUGUUUCGAAAAUGCUCUAUCAGCCAAAAAUAUUAAUUACGUUGAAUUAGUUAGUUUCUUCUUGACGCUCUGAUGUUUGAUGAAAGAACAAGGUUAUAGUAUGAUAGAAAGCUCCAAAAAGUCCGUUUAAAAUAUUACCUCCUCUUUAAAUUACGUAAAU
Molecule: messenger RNA, 2105 nt
Organism: Boleophthalmus pectinirostris (great blue-spotted mudskipper)
Lineage: Eukaryota; Metazoa; Chordata; Actinopteri; Gobiiformes; Gobiidae
Gene: clic5b
Product: chloride intracellular channel 5b
Exons: 7
Coding region: 76-1380 (434 amino acids)
Source: RefSeq, a predicted model, not a curated record